Messenger RNA from Symbiodinium sp. CCMP2592, 2292 nucleotides. NCBI's taxonomy places the organism in Eukaryota, Dinophyceae, Suessiales, Symbiodiniaceae. The record is from the annotation of a GenBank genome assembly.
AUGCCACACCAUACUGUGUAUGAAGCCAAGAUUGAGCAUCUGCAGAUUCUUGAUGAGAACGGGAAGCUUGAUAAGAAGCUCGCGAAGGACACGCUGACGGACGAUCAGGUCGUGUAUCUGUACGAGCAGAUGCGUGUCUGUAGAGAGCUUGAUGAGAUCGCGUUUAAGCUGCAGCGUUCGGGGCGGAUGGGGACCUAUCCGCAGAACAAGGGGCAGGAAGCGAACGCGGUUGGGUCUGCUCUUGCGAUGGUCAAGGGGAACGACUGGGUCGUGCCUUCGUAUCGCGAGAACGCGGCGCUGUUCAUGCACGGCAUGCCGAUGCACUAUGUCAUCCAGUACUGGAUGGGUGACGAGCGUGGAUCGAAGUUCCCGGAGGGUGUGAACAUUACGCCUUUGAGUGUUCCGAUCGGGACGCACAUGCUCCACGCGACUGGGAUCGCUUGGGCGUUCAAGCAGCGGAAGGAAGCGGAUCGUGCGGUCAUUACGUACUUCGGUGAUGGAGCGACCUCGGAGGGUGACUUCCACAACGCGAUGAACUUCGCGUCGGUGAUGCAGGUCCCGACGAUCUUCUAUUGUCAGAACAACUCGUGGGCGAUCUCGCUCCCUCGCGAGCAGCAGAUGAACUCCGCGACGGUGGCGCAGAAGGCGCUGGCGUAUGACAUGCCGACGAUUCAGGUGGACGGCAACGACAUCUUCGCGGUGUACAAAGCGACCCAGGACGCGCGCAAGCGUGCGAUCGAGGGUGGCGGGCCAUCGUUUAUCGAAGGCGUGACUUACCGUCUUGCGGAUCACACGACGGCGGACGAUGCGCGUCGGUACCGCGAUGAGGAAGAACUACACGCUUGGCUCGAUAAGGACCCGCUGAUCCGUACGCGCAAGUACAUGGAAUCGGUCGGGAUCUGGGACGACAAGAAGCAGGAAGAGCUUGAGAAUCGCGCCAAGACCAUUGUCAAGGAAGUGGUCGAUGCGGCGAUCUCGGUGCCUGCACCUGAGAGCAGCGAGUUCUUUGAUGACAUGUACGCGGAUCUUCCGGAGGACCUGAAGCUCGAUUGGGCGGAAUCCAUCGCAGAUCGGGCUCAAUGCUCAGGCGGCGGAGAUCCAGUAAUGAUGGUGAAGAUUGUCGAUGUCAAGGGCAAGGAGCGGUACAUCAAUGCCGCGUAUGUGCGAUCGGUGACCCCGAAGGGUGCUGAGAAGGCAGACAUCGACUUUGGACACUGGAGCGGGGCGGUUCGUGUGAAGCAGCCCGCGGAGCAGGUGGCGGAGAUUCUCAACUCGGCGCUUCCCGCUUCCUUUGAUGAGUACCUGGCUGCUGUCGAUCAGCAGUCGCAGAGCAGCAACAACAUGAGCGCGGCGACCACGAUCGCGGCGCUGGAGCGUGAUCCGGAGGUCAUCUUGCUCGGUGAGGACAUCGGUUCCAACGGCGGCGUGUUCCGCGCGACAGAAGGAUUGAUGGCGAAGCACGGCGAGGAUCGUGUGGUCUCCACGCCCCUCGAUGAAUCGGGGAUCAUGGGGACGGCGAUCGGUCUUGCGAUCGCUGGGAUGAAGUCGAUCCCCGAGAUCCAGUUCGAGGGGUUCCUUGGACCGGCGUACGACCAGCUCGUGAACCACGGCGGACGCAUGCGGACACGCACUCGCUCAGCGGUCACGGUCCCGAUGACGGUCCGUGUUCCUGUUGGUGGUGGUAUCCACGCUCCGGAGCUGCACUCGGAUUCUCCGGAAGCGAUCUACACGCACUCACCUGGGAUCAAGGUGCUGAUGCCUUGCACGCCGUAUGACGCGAAGGGGCUGCUCAAUAGCGCGAUCAAGGACCCUGAUCCGGUGAUCUUCUUUGAACCCAAGCGUGUGUACAGAACCUUUAAGGAAGAGGUUCCUGAUGAGUACUACGAGAUCCCGAUCGGGGAAGCGAAGACGGUUGUUGAAGGCGAUGACCUGACGGUCGUGACGUGGGGCGCUCCGGUGUUCCAGUGUCUGGAAGCGAUCGACAACUGUCCUGAGGACGUGUCGGUGGAGCUGAUCGAUCUGCGUUCGAUCUAUCCGUUUGACAUGGACACGAUCGCGGAAUCUGUUCGCCGGACUGGUCGGUGCGUGAUUGUGCACGAGGCGCCGCUGACGUGCGGGCUUGGUGCGGAGAUCGCGGCACGGAUCAUGGAGGAGUGCUUCUUGCAUCUGGAGGCACCGGUCCAGCGUGUGACAGGGUUUGAUACGAUCAUGCCGUAUUACAAGCUGGAGAAUGAGUAUCUGCCUGAGGCACCUCGGAUCCUGAAGGGGAUCAAGGAGUGCUUGGCGUACUGA